AUGAAAGCACCAUCGAUACUCCGUCUCGGCUGGGUGUUAGUAGUGGCACUCGUCGUAGUCGCGGGCGUAUCCGCCUUUCCGACACCAGCCUCAGCUGCGGGCAUAACGCUCAGCAAGAGGCAAGGCCAGGCGGGCACAACGCUGAGUGAGGAAGUGACAGCCAAAGGGCACCGGACCCGGACAUUCACGUGGUCAAUCAACAAGGUGGCUAACCCAACCACACUCGAUCUGGUCCAGGGUGGCAGCGGCACCGUGACCUACACAGUGACACUGACCAAGGACGACGGCACUGUCCACACCUGGAUCGACGGGGAGGUCUGCAUUACCAACGGUGGCAGUGUUCCAACUGAGAACCUCGUAUCGACCCUUAAGGUGACGCAGCCGCCGUCCCAGGUGGUCAUAUUGAGUACGCCGCUUGACACGUCGGCUAAACCGGUCCUAGCUGCCGGGGAGAGCUACUGCUACCCCUAUAGCAUCGACAUCCCGUCAGCAAACAGCAACACCUACAAGGUGAACGCCGAUACGACGAUUACCAAUCACUCAGGGCACUUAGGAGAGCCGUUUGGGCCGAAUGCGGCCGCCACCACGACGAUUCCAACGACGGAGACGCUUGUCCAUAACACCGUAACGGUCUCCGAUACCCUCGGGGGCCCGCUAGGGGAGUUCUCUGAUGACCAUACGGUGACCUACACCCAUACAUUCGACUGUGGUAAUGCAGGAGACAAUCCCAACACCGCCUCCAUCACCUACGACGACGGCACGGCCGGGCCGUCUGCAUUGGUGACGGUGACAGUUAAGUGCACUGCCUCCGGCGGUUGCACGCGGACGAUCGGCUACUGGAAGACUCACCCCGACGCCGUCACCCCGCUGCUACCGAUCUGGCUCGGCACAGAAGGCGGGGCGAAGAGCGUCAAGGUAACCACGUCAAGUCAAGCCGUCACAAUCGAGAGUAUUCCCACCGCUAGCAACGGAAUCGAUAAGCUUUAUGCGCAGUUGCUCGCAGCGAAGCUCAGCAUCAAAAAUGGCGCGGACGGCUCCGCUGUGACAAGUACCAUCCAGGCUGCGGAUAAUUUCCUCGCCAAUACAAAUAGCGCUGACUGGGCCAGCCUCUCCAAUGCUGUCAAAAGCCAAGUGAAUGGCUGGGCCACCACGCUGGACAAUUAUAACAAUGGUAUCACAGGUCCAGGUCAUUGCCCCUGA
This is a messenger RNA of Penicillium cataractarum, 1200 nucleotides long. RefSeq lists its product as uncharacterized. The coding region runs from base 1 to 1200 and encodes 399 amino acids. Lineage: Eukaryota; Fungi; Ascomycota; Eurotiomycetes; Eurotiales; Aspergillaceae. The transcript has a single exon. The record is from RefSeq and is a predicted model, not a curated record.